AUGCAGUCUGGAAGAUGGAAACCGGGGUGGCUAACUAGAGCAAUCAAUCAUCUAGGUGUCGGCUUCCGUGACUUCACACAGAGGCGUGCAGCCGAGUUUGGCUUAAAGGGCUGGGUCGAAGGCGAAGCCCAAGGAACUCCAGAGUCCAUUCAAAAACUGCUCAAGGAAAUCAACAACGGCCCACGACUGGCGCAUGUUGUGAAAGUGGAGAAGAAGGAUCUUGCCGUUCAGGAUGGGGAGGCCUAUUUCGGAGUCAUGCGCACCUCCGAGUCGGCUUUUGAUGCUACGAACUGA
Molecule: messenger RNA, 294 nt
Organism: Aspergillus pseudotamarii
Lineage: Eukaryota; Fungi; Ascomycota; Eurotiomycetes; Eurotiales; Aspergillaceae
Product: acylphosphatase
Exons: 3
Coding region: 1-294 (97 amino acids)
Source: RefSeq, a predicted model, not a curated record